Messenger RNA from Mollisia scopiformis, 2238 nucleotides. RefSeq lists its product as uncharacterized. The transcript has 4 exons. Gene Ontology annotation, biological process: regulation of DNA-templated transcription. Bases 1 to 2238 code for a protein of 745 amino acids. The record is from RefSeq and is a predicted model, not a curated record. NCBI's taxonomy places the organism in Eukaryota, Fungi, Ascomycota, Leotiomycetes, Helotiales, Mollisiaceae. Gene Ontology annotation, molecular function: zinc ion binding; DNA-binding transcription factor activity, RNA polymerase II-specific.
AUGUCUUCGUAUCCUCCCCCAGGAAACAAUUAUCCUCCCCAUCCUCAUUCGCAUGCCAAUGCUCACCCGCACCCAAACAUCCAAGUCCCGAGUCCCGGAGGACAUCACGCAGAUCCAUUGUCGGCGCAUUCGCAGCAGCACGGUAUCCCUCUAGGCCAUUCGCCCUACCCGUACGAUCACCAAGCUGCGCAGCAACUUCAGUCGCCAGCGUCAUACAAUGGUCACUCGAAUGGGCAUGGAGGACAUGGACACGCAGAUGAUGGACAACUUCAACCAAGGUCGGUCCCCGCACCGGCGCCUGCCAGUGGAGGUGAAGGACAAAAGGGCAAUCGUCUGCGAAAGGCUUGUGAUUCUUGUAGUAUUCGAAAAGUCAAGUGCGACGAGUCUGGACCGCCAUGUCGAGCUUGCUCUGCAUUAGAUAUCCCUUGUACCUUCGAGCGGCCCAGCAGAAGACGUGGACCUCCCAAUCGACAUGCUGAGGCUAUAAAGAAGAGAAAAUUGGAUUCGCCUGGAGGUCCUGGUUCGUUCUCAUCACCAACAUCACCGAACAAUGUCGCAGAAACCCUUGCUUCAUUCUCCUCCCACGCUGUCCUCAAUGCCGAGUCAAUUUGUCCAUUCUCUACACUCGAGCUUCUGGUAGACGAUUUCUUCACAUACAUCCAUCCGUUGUGUCCUUUUCCCCACGAGCCAUCAUUCCGACUUGCCUUCAAAGCUCGAGAAGAUGUUAGCAACCCCUCCUUCCUCGCCCUGCUCGCAUCCAUGAUUGGACUUUUGGUUGCCUCAUUUCCCCGGAAGCCAAUGUUACAUCUGAAGAAUCAUCGCCGCGAACAUCUCUUCCCAAAUUCUAUGAGUCUGGUUGAUCGAUGUCACAAGGUUGCAAUUGCGGCACGAGGACCAGGUUAUCUGGAGAAGGAGCUUUCUGUUUAUACUGCUGCUACAAGUUACUUUAUUGGUCUGGCAGGAGCAUAUACGUUUCAAUGGAAGCUGACAAGAUUGUACUUUGGAGAGACUUUGAAUAUCGCGAGAGUACUUGGCACCCAUAAACUGGAGGAUCCAGGCAUCUUGCCCGUGGGAGCACUGCCUGCUUUCUUUGGUGGAGAACAGAGCACUGUCGAGACCCAAGUGCAGAAGGUAGACUUCAUCAGACAAGAGCUGGGUAGGCGAAUUUUCUGGGUUAUGUUUGUAGGAAUUGGUUCGAUCCAACAACUGGGUUCGAGUUUCGGCGAGCUUUUAAUCCCACCUCCUACCCGGAACGCUCCAUAUCCUCCCCUUCCAAUGGAAGUUGAUGACGAUUUCAUUUUUGAUAACCGAGUCGAUCCUCAACCAGAUGGCAUCGUCUCCAAGCUCACGGGUUUCAACCUCAAUGUCAAGGUGUACCUCAGCACCAGUAAACUCUCGACCAUGGAGCUGGCGUAUGGUAUUGAUGAGGUCUUUGAUUGGGCCAGACAAAAACGAGUCUUAGAGGAGUGCCUGCGCCAGUGCAAACAUUCUCUAGACCACGCUCCUCAUGAACUCCUUCUCCAGCCAGGUUCAGCACCAGGAGAAUUUGCGAGUACGGCCGCACAAUACUUCCCACCGGCUACCGAGUACCCAGGUCUAAGGGUUAGGAUGAAUGGAGAUCAGGCAAGCGAAUGGCAAUUUACUAACCCAGAUGCAAGACGACAAAUUCAAUAUGAGAUCCAAAAAGCCAAUAUCUACGCUAGUCUGCUUGGCACAAGAUCUUAUAUUGUGGAGAAAUAUUGUAACCUCCAAGAGAUCCAUGAGAGGAAGACUGCAAACAGUGGUGGAGAAGCACAACUGAGCAGCCCAGGCGUAAUCGCUCAUGGCCUAGAUGGCCUGCUGCCGAACACUUCCGUCACCAAUAAUAGCGAGGGUAGCGAGACCAAUGUCAUGCAGGAGAAGGACAGCAUUGUGAAAGACCUUCUGUCGGUGUUGAGCAGCAUCAGUCAAGUCAACAUGGAACCUAACGGUGCGAGCUUCAUUAACAAGAUCCGCCAGAUCGCAUCGACCCUGAUCGACCAACCCCAAAACCGUAAAGGGCAAGCUGCUAUCAAUAACGAAGAGUAUCUCAAAAGCUUCUUGGGUGUUCUGAUGAAGCUGGAGAGAGUCAGUCCGGGCUUGGUAGAUAAUGGUGUGAAUGGCGCUGUGGAUGAGGAAGAAGAGCUGAGAAACUGGGCUGACUUGAGGGAAUACCAAAUGAGAUUUGCUCAGGCUGGAGGAUUUUUGAGUGAGCUGUGA